AUGUAUAAAGAUCCGGGAUGCCCUACUAUUUCUUGUAUAAUAAGGGAUUUCAUGAACAAACAAGCACUUCUGGAUUUGGGAGCUAGUGUAAACCUCCUACCGUUCUCGGUUUAUGAGCAGUUGGGCUUAGGUGAAUUAAAACUCACCUCAGUCACUCUACAACUUGCAGACAGAUCCGUUAAAGUACCAAGAGGGGUAGUUGAGAAUGUGUUAAUUCAAAUCGAUAAAUUUUACUAUCCGGUGGAUUUUAUCGUUUUGGAUACUCAACCUGUAGCUAAUGCUAGUAAAGAAAUACAUGUCAUCUUAGGUCGUCCUUUCCUUGCUACUGCAAAUGCCUUAAUUAAUUGUCGAACUGGAAUAAUGAAUCUUUCAUUUGGAAAUAUGACUGUUAAGUUGAACAUAUUUGAUGCAUGUAAAGAUCCAGGUGGUAAAGAUGAUAUUCAUGAAGUUAAUAUGAUUGAAACAUGUGUGCAUGAAAAAACAUCUCAUCUAGAAGCUAAGGUUCCUUUAGAAGCUUGUCUUCCUAAUCUAUUGGAUUUUGAUGAGGAUGGAUACAUUGAAGAAGUUAAUUCUUCACUGAAUUCAUCCCUGUUGCUGGAAACGGAUAAGUGGCAGUCUAGAUGUGAGUCACACAAAAUCAGUGAGACUGAGCCGUUGUCUCUACUAGUAGAAUUCCUAAAACCUGACCUUAAUCCCCUUCAGAGUGAACUGAAUUAUAAUGUUUUAGGCCAAAAUGAAGAUGUUCAAUUUUUCAUACCAUCUGAACUUAAUGAGAAACAGAAGACAAUGCGUUCACAUGUUGUUAGGAAGCAUAUAAGUGCGCCCCAGAAUAGACAUGCUAUUAGGGAAAUAGUUGAACCAGUUCUUUGCUACAGUUCUGGUUUGCAUUUGUUUUCUGAUAAGCUCAAGUCACGAUGGAAAGACCCUUUAAAUGUUAAAAAUGAAUUUCGUGGUGGUACUGUUGACAUUCAAAAUCCUAAUGAAAACAACAUCUUCAAGGUUAAUGUGCAGCUUUUGAAGCCCUUUUUGGAACUUGUGAAUCCAGAAGUCGAUACCACGACUCUGGAGGAUCCUUUUUAUGCUUGA
Papaver somniferum (opium poppy) is the source of this 1086-nucleotide messenger RNA. RefSeq lists its product as uncharacterized. The transcript has 2 exons. Lineage: Eukaryota; Viridiplantae; Streptophyta; Magnoliopsida; Ranunculales; Papaveraceae. The record is from RefSeq and is a predicted model, not a curated record. The coding region runs from base 1 to 1086 and encodes 361 amino acids.